Harpegnathos saltator (Jerdon's jumping ant) is the source of this 1126-nucleotide messenger RNA. It is a transcript of the gene slv, whose product is annotated as sugar transporter SWEET1. Gene Ontology annotation, molecular function: sugar transmembrane transporter activity. Gene Ontology annotation, biological process: carbohydrate transport. The transcript is spliced from 5 exons. The record is from RefSeq and is a predicted model, not a curated record. The coding region runs from base 345 to 1001 and encodes 218 amino acids. Gene Ontology annotation, cellular component: membrane. NCBI's taxonomy places the organism in Eukaryota, Metazoa, Arthropoda, Insecta, Hymenoptera, Formicidae.
UCAUACACACACCCACACAUACAACUCCGUACACCGAGCGCACAGUGAUGUAUGCGAAACACGCAAAAGCACACCGCGUCUCACCCCGCCCACUCUUGUACCGCCGCGCCUACAUAUAUAUCUGAAAAUAGUAGAGUCAUCUCUGAAACGAAGCCAACAUUAGUAUCUCGCUUCGUUCCCGUUGUACCGAUCAGAGUCGAAAUUUUCCUAUUGGAUGUCGAAUGCUGUUAUAUACACACGUCAAAUGUGUCCUGUGUCGUGAACGAAAUGUCAAACAGCGAGAGAUAUAUAUCAUGUCCAGUGUCAAAUGAUAACUGACGCGAAGGAGAUGCAUGUGUUAAAUCAUGUUUUCGAUGGAGAUUAAGGACAUCCUCGCGUCAUCCGCAUCGAUUUGUACUGUUUUACAGUAUCUAGCUGGCGUAUUAGUAUGCAGACAAUAUAUAAAAAAUGGUACAACUGGAGAUAGUUCAGCCUUAUCCUUCGUGACAUGCUUAAUGUCUUGUUACCUGUGGUGGACAUAUGGCAUGCUCAUUAAAGAUUUCUUUAUUGUAUAUGUAAACUUAUUUGGGGCAUUAUUACAAGUAUACAACAUCAUCAUUUUUCUCAUAUACAGCAUAAAGAAAUCUACUACUGUUAGACAAGUUGCAGCAGCACUUGUUUUUAUUUUAGUGAUAUUUAUCUAUAGUGCUUUCUUGCAACAGGAUAAAACUGUACUUGUAAAACAAGUAGGAUUUCUCAGUUGUACUCUGACAGUAUUGUUCUUUGCAUCACCAUUGUUUCUGCUUGCACAUGUAAUAAAAGUAAGGAGCACAGAAAGCUUACCCUUCCCAGUCAUAAUGGCCUCUAUGAUAGUGUCGUGCCAAUGGUUUGCAUAUGGAUGUUUGAUUAAUGAUCAUUUUAUACAAGUACCAAAUUUCAUGGGCUGUGUUCUAUCUGGUUUUCAACUCUCUUUAUUUUUAAUUUAUCCAAACAAACAAUCGGUUGAAGCCUACUUCAUAUAAGAUUUUUUUAGAUAGUUUUUUUAGAAGAUAGUUUUUAUCUGAUAAAUUAAUUGCAUCAAUCAAUGUAUGUAUGUUGUAAGAAAUAUUCAUAGAUAUAAAUUAAUUUCUAUGGGAUGGUCUCUUUA